Synchytrium microbalum is the source of this 411-nucleotide messenger RNA. RefSeq lists its product as uncharacterized. The transcript is spliced from 4 exons. Gene Ontology annotation, molecular function: RNA cap binding. NCBI's taxonomy places the organism in Eukaryota, Fungi, Chytridiomycota, Chytridiomycetes, Synchytriales, Synchytriaceae. The record is from RefSeq and is a predicted model, not a curated record. Gene Ontology annotation, biological process: deadenylation-dependent decapping of nuclear-transcribed mRNA. Bases 1 to 411 code for a protein of 136 amino acids. Gene Ontology annotation, cellular component: P-body; Lsm1-7-Pat1 complex.
AUGGAUAACUUCUUGCCUGGAUCCGCAAGUCUGGUUGAUUGCGUUGACAAGAAGCUGUUUGUCAUGUUACGAGACGGUAGAAAAUUAUAUGGAAUAUUACGAGCAUACGAUCAAUUUGCCAAUCUGGUGCUGCAGGAUACUGUGGAAAGAGCAUACACUGCUGAUGCUUAUGGAGAUGAAGCAAGAGGAGUAUAUGUUAUAAGAGGUGAAAACGUCGUAUUGCUGGGAGAAGUGGAUCUGAGUAGAGAAGAUGCCACUACUGCUGGGCUACGGCAUAUAUCAUUUAGGGAGGUCAUGGAGAACAUAAAGGCAGAGACAGAAGCAAACAAGAAGAAUGAACAUACGAAACAGAAAAUGUUGCAUGAAGCAGGAUUUUCGACUGUUGAUACAGAUCUGCAUGAUGCGUAUUAA